AAUAUUGACUGCUGUGUUAAUUUAGUAAGUCAAGUGUUUUUAAGCGAGCAGUACACGCGAAAAGACCUGCGGUAAUUUCGACAAUAAAAUAUGCAUUCUUCUAAGAUUGUACUCUUAAAGUGCCUGGUGCUUUUGACAGUGCUCAUAUUUGGCUUAGCUGAAGUAGUCGACUAUAAGCUAUGUCCCGGUUCCGAUCACGAAGAGUGCAUUAUAAAUGAGGUGCGCAUCAAUCCCUGUCCACAGGCCGCUCAGCAUAUAGCGUGCAAAUUGCGACGCGGUAAGCCCUCAAAUAUGUCAUUCGAUUACACGCCAAAGUUUGAUUCCGAUUCCUUCGAGGGUUCCUUGACCUGGGUUAAGAGCGAAACAGAGGAACCUCCACUAUUAGGAUUUGAUAGGGAGGCCUGCAAGUACACAACAUGUCCUAUACGUAAAGAUCAACCGAACAAUUAUGAAAUAAUUGUGCCCAUACAGAAUAAGUUUCCUAUGGGAUCCUAUACUAUUCGAUGGAAUCUGAAGGCACCAAGCGGAAAGAGUUGCUGUUUUACUACUGACAUCAAAUUGGUGCGUUGAUGAGUACUAAAAAAGUUGUGAAAAACAAAAUUUUAAAUAAAAAUUGUUAUUGCGUUGCAGAGGGAAAACAAUAAAAUAAAAUA
Messenger RNA from Teleopsis dalmanni, 653 nucleotides. RefSeq names its product MD-2-related lipid-recognition protein-like. NCBI's taxonomy places the organism in Eukaryota, Metazoa, Arthropoda, Insecta, Diptera, Diopsidae. Gene Ontology annotation, biological process: sterol transport. Gene Ontology annotation, molecular function: sterol binding. The transcript has a single exon. The record is from RefSeq and is a predicted model, not a curated record. The coding region runs from base 91 to 570 and encodes 159 amino acids.